Molecule: messenger RNA, 2098 nt
Organism: Gastrolobium bilobum
Lineage: Eukaryota; Viridiplantae; Streptophyta; Magnoliopsida; Fabales; Fabaceae
Product: pentatricopeptide repeat-containing protein At5g56310
Exons: 2
Coding region: 1-1680 (559 amino acids)
Biological process (GO): RNA modification
Molecular function (GO): RNA binding; protein binding
Source: RefSeq, a predicted model, not a curated record
AUGAAUCUGGCAUUGAUUCGAAAGCUGCAUGAUGUAAGACGAUCGCAAUGGACAUGGAGUCCCUCUUCCUUCUUCUUCUUCUUCUCCUCCUCCUCGCUUCCACCAUUAGAACACGCACGCGCACACAUACAACAGCUACUUUGUCAUUGCUCCAACUUGAACCAUAUUCAACAAACCCAAUGCUUCAUGUUUACAAGAGGUUUGGAUCAAGAUGACAUCUUACUCUCCCGAUUCAUAUACACUUCUUCUUCUUUAGGGUUUUCCUCUUAUGCUUAUUCUGUUUUCAUCUACAAUCACCGACCCAGUAUCUUUCUCUACAACACAACCAUCUGGGCUCUAUCCUCUGCAAAUUCCACACGUGCCAUUUCUCUAUUCAACACCAUUCGCAUGCUUGGUUUGCGACCCGACUCUUACUCUUUCCCUUUCGUUUUGAAGGCCGUUGUUUCCUCAUCAAACGUCGUCGUUGGCAAGCAGAUUCAUUCCCAAGCUAUUGUUGCUGGCUUGGAAUCACAUCACAGCGUGGCCACUUCCCUCGUUCAGAUGUAUUCUUCUUGUGGGAACGUUUCUUUUGCUCGGAACCUCUUCGAUGGUGUUGCUUUGAAACAUGUCCCACUCUGGAAUGCCAUGAUUGCAGGUUAUGCUAAAGUGGGUGAUAUGGCUAAUGCACGCAACUUGUUUGAUUUUAUGCCUGAGAGGGAGAAAGAUGUUGUUUCAUGGACUGCACUUAUUUCAGGUUACACACAGAGUCAUAAUCCCAAUGAAGCUAUCAUGCUCUUCCGCAGAAUGCAGUUACAGAAUGUGCAGCCAGAUGAAAUUGCAAUUUUGGCUGUUCUCUCUGCUUGUGCUGAUUUGGGUGCUUUUCAGUUAGGGGAAUGGAUUCAUAACUACAUUGAGAAGCAUAGGUUGCGUAAGAUUGUUCCUCUUUAUAACUCGCUCAUAGAUAUGUAUGCUAAAUCAGGGAACAUAAGUAAAGCACUCCAUGUGUUUGAGAAUAUGAAGCAUAAAACGGUUAUAACAUGGUCAACAAUGAUUGCUGGAUUUGCUUUACAUGGUUUAGGAAAGGAGGCACUUCAUGUAUUUUCUUGCAUGGAGAAGGCUCGAGUCAAGCCGAAUGAAGUCACCUUUAUCGCUAUUCUUUCGGCUUGUAGCCAUGUUGGUUUGGUUGAGGUGGGACGCGAUUAUUUCGCCUCUAUGAGGUCCAAAUAUGGGAUUGAACCAAAGAUUGAGCACUACGGCUGCAUGAUUGAUUUGCUUGGUCGUGGUGGCUAUCUUCAAGAAGCAAAAGAACUAGUUAGGAUGAUGCCCUUUGAAGCAAAUGCAGCUAUAUGGGGAUCCCUUCUUGCUGCUUCAACUAGAUGUGGUGAUGCUGAGCUAGCAGCAGAAGCUUUGCGUCAUCUCAUAGUGUUGGAGCCUCACCAUUGUGGGAAUUAUUCACUCUUGUCCAAUACCUUUGCUGCUCUUGGUAGGUGGAGUGAAGCUCGGAUGGUAAGGAAGGUUAUGCGGGACAAAGGUGUGGAAAAGGUACCUGGUGUCAGUUUUAUUGAAAUGAACAACAGGGUAUAUGAAUUCAUUGCUGGUGACAAAUCAAACGUGUACUUUGUUGGCAUAUGUGAUGUCCUGCAUAGCAUAAAUAGACAACUGAAGGUGGUUAAUUUGAAUAGGGCAUGUAGAGGACACUAGAUGUUGAUGACUGAUGCAGAUUAUUGUAUAUAUCCGGAUUCCUUUUAUAAGGUUGCGCUUGAUGGACCUGAGGAACAGCAUAAGAGAACAGGACAACACAAUUAGCUGAGUACAACUGAAAACAUAUCCCUUUCAAGCAUCACUGUGAAACAACUUCUGUCGAUGCCAUGUUUUACUCAGGCAAGUAGUUCUUUUUCACGUUGGUAAACCGAAGUGCCAUGAAAGGAGGCCGAGGCAGGACACCAGUACAACAGACCAGAAGCGUACAAGAGUGUGAAGUCUACAUGGCUGGCUGACUAAUUUUGAAACCCUUGGAACUAGCUAUUUCAUUCUGAUACUCGAAUCUCCUCUGACUGCAUUUAUCAAUUAUCAAAUAUAAGUGUAUCGCCUUCUAAUAAUCUAGUUUUCCAACCUUCUU